This is a messenger RNA of Eleginops maclovinus (Patagonian blennie), 4523 nucleotides long. RefSeq names its product ankyrin repeat domain 13B (gene ankrd13b). NCBI's taxonomy places the organism in Eukaryota, Metazoa, Chordata, Actinopteri, Perciformes, Eleginopidae. The transcript is spliced from 15 exons. Gene Ontology annotation, cellular component: cytoplasm. The record is from RefSeq and is a predicted model, not a curated record. Bases 318 to 2258 code for a protein of 646 amino acids. Gene Ontology annotation, molecular function: protein binding.
UAGAUGUGUUGGAGUAGGCAGGGGAGAAAGAUAGAGGGAGGCAAGAGGUGGAUGAACGGGUUGUUAAGACAUAAAGGUGUAGCCUAAUCUAAAGAGACAGCCAAACGACGGGGUUAUUUCCAUAAAUGUUUUUCACAGGGCUUUGCUGUUUAUUCUUAGCAGAGCAAGCCGGUAGUCAUUCACUGUCUCUGACGCGUAAGGCUGCCGUUGGGCACCAGCACCGAUAAAGGAUGAUAUGUUUGAUUGAAUAGCGUAAAUAUUAACAAAGUAUACCUUACAUCUAGAAGAAACAGGAGGAGGCAAACUAUGAUCCGAAGAUGAUUUCUUCAAAGAAAACUCCGGAGAAGAGUCGUUUUCCUAUCCACUAUUUGGUGUGGCACAACAAACAGCGACAGCUGGAGAAAGAGCUGGCAGCGAAAGAGCAGACGGAUUUAGAGUCUCUGGACCCUCGGGGCCGGACUGCGCUCCACCUUGCUGUCACACUCGGCCACCUGGACUGUGCCAGGAUCCUGCUGCAGCACGGCGCUGACGUUAGCAAAGAGAACCGCAACGGAUGGACCGUUCUCCAGGAGGCGGUGAGCACAAGAGAUCCGGAGUUGGUGCGUCUCGUGCUUCGUUACCGUGACUACCAGAGGACUGCCAAGAGACUGGCGGGCAUCCCCGUCCUGCUGGAGCGUCUGCGCCAAGCCCAGGAUUUCUACGUGGAGAUGAAAUGGGAGUUUACCAGCUGGGUGCCCCUGGUGUCUCGUAUCUGCCCCAGCGACACCUACAGAGUUUGGAAGAGCGGUCAGUGUCUCCGUGUUGACACCACGCUGAUGGGCUUUGAACAGAUGACCUGGCAGAGAGGAAACCGGAGCUUCAUCUUCAAGGGACAAGACUCCAGCGCAGAGGUGAUGGAGGUCGACCAUGACAGGCAGGUUGUGUACUGCGAGACCUUGUGCGUCUCAUCUCUCGCGGCGCUCUCACCCGGCCGGGGGAACGGUGGCGCCUGCAGUAGCAACGCCGCAGGUUUGGGCCUUCUGGGGGCGAUGCAGCCCAGCGAUGAGCAGGUAGCAGCCAGGCUGUCUGCCCCCGUGGUCACCACCCAGCUGGACACCCGCAACAUCGCCUUCGAGAGGAACAAGACGGGAAUAUUAGGCUGGAGGAGCGAGAAGACCGAGACGGUGAAUGGAUAUGAAGCCAAGGUGUACGCAGCAUCCAAUGUGGAGCUUAUCACCAGGACCAGAACUGACCAUCUGUCAGACCAGAACAAGAACAAGACAAAAGGUGGGAAGACUCCUCUGCAGAACUUCCUGGGGAUAGCUGAGCAACACAUGGGGCCCAACAACGGGGCUCUGGUGACGCAGAUGUCGAGUCCCGCAAAGACCAACCCCGAAGCGCUGACGGCCGAGGAGUACUUCAACCCUAACUCGUCUCUGACUCAGAGGGACAUCGGCCACCAGUGCCAGCUCACCACAAAGACCCAAAGGUUUAAAGCCAAGUUGUGGCUGUGUGAGUCCCAUCCUCUGUCCCUGGCGGAACAAGUGGUGCCUAUCAUCGAUCUCAUGGCCAUCUCCAACGCACUGUUUGCUAAGCUGCGUGACUUUAUCACUCUGCGUUUGCCGCCUGGCUUCCCCGUCAAGAUCGAAAUCCCUCUCUACCACAUCCUGAACGCCAGGAUCACCUUCAGUAACCUGAACGGCUGCGAGGAGGGGACGGGCGUUCGCACGGACAACGAAGUGGGGGUGGAGAGCGACGGACAGAGGGACCCCACGAGGACAGACACCCCGUCUCCAGGCAGCGACUCCUCCAGCGUCUCCAGUUCCAGCUCCACCAUGUCGUGUCGAGCCGGAGAGAUCCCCCCGUGUGUGUUCGAGCCCCCGCCUGGAUACUCCAUGCUAGGGGGCAAACAGAGAGACAGCAUGAGGGAUGAGGAGGAGGACCUGCUGCAGUUCGCCAUACAGCAGAGUCUGCUGGAGGCCGGCUCUGAAUUCGAUCAGGUGACCAUCUGGGAGGCGCUGACCAAUAGCAAGCCAGGAACACACACGCUGUCCUGCGACCCGAGUCGUCUGGAGAGGACCCCCCAGCACAAGCCCCGCCCGCCCUCCAACCUCUGCUCCACCCCCUCCAAGAAGCAGCCGUCCACCUGCAGCUAUGACGAGCAGCUGCGCAUCGCCAUGGAGAUCUCAGCUCGGGAGCAGGAAGAGGCGGAGAACCGGCGGCGGCAGGAAGAGGCGGAGCUUCAGCACAUCAUCGAGCUGUCACUCAUGGAGAAAUGAGAGCUGAGAGGGCCCCAGCAGGGGUCUGAGUGGAAGGGGUCUGGACCAAGGACUCAUGGGAGAGAAGGGCAGUGCAGGCUACUUUAAAAGGAAAAUAAUCCACCUUUUAUGGCGAUUGAAGCAAUAAAUUCCUCAGUGUAUGCCAUAUUGACAGAGAAAGUUGACUUCUGCAUGUGGAGCCGUGCUGGCAGUCCCUAAAUGUACCAGGAUGCAUUGCUCCUGAUUGUGCAGGGUCAUUGCCAACCAUAUUUUCUUGCACUGCUCAUGCAGCCUCUCAGUUGUUCUCAGUCGUUUAUUCUGGCUCAAAUAGCGACGGCUGAACAUCCAAAUCAAUACUGUAAAUGUAUCUUCAUCCAUUUGAUCAUUUUGGGAUGCCAUGUUUGCUGUCAGUAACGUAACUUGUUUGCAAUUCUGGCAAAGACAACAAGAUGUUUUAUUUUCGAUUGGCAUUUAAAACCACCCCAUGUCUACCCAGAGAACUACAAGCUGAAAUAGCCUUCCUGUAUUUCUUCCUUGAAUUUAACUACUCCACUCCCACUUCAAAUUAUGCCAGUGGAUGUAGAACAAAUACAGAUUUAUCAGCCGUAAACUCCGAUUUCUCUCUCAAUAUAGCACGCACUAACUGCUUCAAUUGCCCACAUUUACCAUCAACACUGGUUUGGACGUUCCCAUAAAUGUGGCAAAUGUAACGGGACGUAAACACCCAAAUCUUCUCUGUGGUUUUUAGAUCAUGAAAGAGCCUCCUUUUUUUUAUUCUCCCAUUGCCUUAGACCAGACCUUUCCCAUGAUGCCUCGCGGUGAGGCAGCUGUCGGGCCUCAGACAGCCAGAGAGGGACUUCAGUUUCCUCUUUCUGGUGCCACACGGUACUUUUUUGUGACCAGUGCCAGUUUACAAACCAACAACGCAUCCAAUACAACAAGUGCAGUGGAAUGCCUUCUUGGAUACCUGUGUGUGUGUGUGUGUGUGUGUGUGUGUGUGUGUGUGUGUGUGUGUGUGUGUGUGUGUGUGUGUGUGUGUGUGUGUGUGUGUGUGUGUGUGUGUGUGUGUGUGUGUGUGUGUGUGUGUGUGUGUGUGUGUGUGUGUGUGUGUGUGUGUUUCCAAACCAGCUCUCCGCACAGGGGUCAACAGAUCACCUUCAAUACUGAAAAUGUAAAGCCGGCUCUCUGCUCCGGCACUAACACGCACUAUAGUGUGGGAGCACUAAGACCUUAUUGGUCGGGUUGAGUGUUGACAAACCAUUUGACUUCCUUAAAAAAUGGACUGGUACGUUUCCUUUUAUUAUUUUUUUCACAAAAUCCAGAUGUACUGUAUUUAGCUUGUUGGCGGAUCACAUAUACGACUGUUACUGGAUGUAGAUGAAGAGUUUGAGCACAAGCUAUAACUCUAGUUUUAGCCUGACGUUAGACAGCAGGAGCACAGAUGUGAGAACACUUUGUGUACUAACUAUGAUGUAUGUGACUGUGAACGAGUUGUGGCCGGCCUGUGUGUGUAACGCAAACAAUAAAGGGACCUGAUAGCGGUUUUCAAUCGAUCGGUGGAAUAGUUACAGAAAGCGUUUUUUUUCUGUAUCUUGCAUCCCCUCACCUUACAUGAGCGGAUCUUUUCUGUAUUUCUGUGUAGUCACGGUCGAUGUUUGUACAAUAUUCCAGCAUGGUCUAUACCUAUGUGAGGUUCAUUUUGUCUAGCCUGGAGACCUGCAAUCAAGCUUUAGGAGGGGGAAUGUGCCCAAAAAUAAUCAAGUUUUAAUCAAGUCUUUUCGCAGCAAUUUUAGGUUUUAUCGCCCCCGAAUAGAAAUGUAGUUCCAUAAACACAACCUGCUUAAGCCAAAAAAACAAAUGUCAAAUAGCACCACGAGCAAACGUGAACCUUUCCGUUCCUGGAUUUGGAAAGAUUGUUCCACAUUGCUCUCAUAAUUGUAAGUAACUUCAUGUUGCAGGGUUCAAGGCUAGCCCAACACUGAUGAACGUGUUUUGUUGCAAGGGACGAGGACGGACAGGGACGGCUUGUUUAUUCCUUUUCCUUUUGGAUCAUCUUUUGAAAGAAAUGUAACACUCCAAUAUCAGCACAAACUGAGGACAACCACCUCUGCAUCCUCUCAACAAUUCCCAUUCAGCUUGCCUGGUUGAUAAAACAAAACAAAAAAUGUUAAUUUUUUUACUUUUUAAAAAAUGUUGCAGAAAAAAAAAAGAUGCAGAAAUGUUUUCAUGGUGUGUUCUGGGAAGUGAGUUCAGAUACUGAUUCAAAUAAAGAAACAUCUUUUGGAA